ACUGCAUUAAUACGCCCACCAACACUAUCUUCUCCUCUCCUCUCCUCCCCUGUCUCUCUUUCUGUCUCUAUAUAAUAUUUUCACCCCCUCCUCACCGGAAAAACACUCAAACAUAUAUAUAAACAAUCCCAAUAAAUAUAUACACAUAUAUACAAAGAUUGAAUCUUUACAAUGGAGGAGGAGAGGGUGAUUAUGAAUGGAGACGAGGAAGAGAAGGUGGGAUUGUUGAAUGAAGAAGGGGGUGUGUCAGUUUUGGAUUUCGAUAUGCUCUGUUCUGCUGUGGCUGCUAUGCAGAAUCAAGGCAAAUGCAAAUGGGUCAAUAGUCAAGAUCAAGAUUAUGGGGAUGCUGAUUCUGAACGUGGGGGUGUUUUAAGGAUGUGGGAAGGGGAUGUUUUUGAUUGCUUUGAUGAUUCUCGCAUUCUUCUUGAAUCUUCUUGUUGUCCUUGCUAUAGGUUUGGGAAGAACAUGAAAAGAGCUGGGUUUGGAUUUUGCUUUGCUCAGGCAAUUGUUUACAUUGUUCUUGCUGCCGCUGCCCUCGUCAGUAUAACAGCAUUCGUUGUCACAAGGAAACAUUGCUUUCUGUAUAUGGGCGUUGCUUUUACCAUCUCUGUUGGAGCAUACAUGGGAUUUCACCGGAUGCAGAUAAGAAAUAAGUUCAACAUCAGGGGAACUGAUAGUUUAUUGGACGACUGUAUGUACCAUCUGGUUUGCCCUUGCUGUACACUUAGUCAGGAAUCCAGAACAUUGGAGAUAAAUAAUGUCCAAGAUGGCACUUGGCAUGGUCCUGGUGUGGGAGCCUAUAAUGAAGGGAGCAGCGGUAUACUUGAGCUACGUGCACCUCCUGUGGUAUCUAUACAGUCAUCAGAACCAUUAUAACAGCUAUUAAGCGAGAUACCGGAAAUUCUGCACCUGUUGCUCCACUAUCCAGAUAAAAAUCGUCAUCUCUGAGUUCUGGAUCAGGACGAAAUCUCAGUAAGCUUCUUUUGUUUUGUGCUGCAAGAUGCAUUUCAUAAGCUUCACAGUUUAGCUUUGAUGCAUAUAAUGCUGUAAGGAAGUGCGAUAUAAAUGUGAUGUGAAAUGGUUAACUUGAGAUGGCCUUACAGAGCUGUUACAUAUAAGAAUGUUGGAAUGAGAAAACAGCACCUUGUCUCAAA
This is a messenger RNA of Daucus carota subsp. sativus, 1154 nucleotides long. RefSeq names its product protein PLANT CADMIUM RESISTANCE 10. The record is from RefSeq and is a predicted model, not a curated record. Lineage: Eukaryota; Viridiplantae; Streptophyta; Magnoliopsida; Apiales; Apiaceae. The transcript has 5 exons. The coding region runs from base 172 to 876 and encodes 234 amino acids.